GCUGAUUGAAAAGGCGACAUAAUAGCUAGACCGGUUCGCACCGGUUUGUGUGGACGGCUCAGUAUUUAUACCCAGCGGUGCCGGGUAUGUUUUGAGCCUGAAGCCGCUCGGCACAUCGCCGCUUAGCGCUGACGUGCAGCCUAGCCCGGCUCGCGGCCUCGAUAAAAAAUGGAGUACGACGCCGCGCUGGAGCACCUCGGCCGCUGCGGCCGCUUCCAAAAAAUCACCGCCAUCGCUAUGUCUCUAGUCGGCAUCCCGGCCGGCUUUAACAUGGUCGCGAUGACUUUCCUGGGAGCCAUGACCGACCAUCGCUGCCGCCUGCACGAAAACAGCCGGGCGGGCUAUGCAGGGAAUGCCACCGAAGGACUUAACGCUAGCAUACCCUGGGAGAAUGUCGGGGGCACCUUGAGACUGAGCCAAUGCAAUAUGUACGUGGAUUUAGGAGCUGAAGCCGGGGAGAACGCCACCAUAGCGCCUUGCGAGUAUGGAUGGGUGUACGACCGCAGCCAGUAUAGCAGCAGCAUCGUUACGGAGUUUGACCUGGUGUGUAACAAGGCGUGGCUGACGGAGCUGGCACAGUCCAUCUACAUGUCCGGGGUGUGUGUGGGCGCCGUGCUGUUUGGAGCCAUGGCUGACAGGUACGGGCGGCGUCCUAUCCUGCUGUUAUGCCUGAUGGUCCAGAUCCCGCUCAUGUUCGCCGUCGCCUUCGCCACGGAUUACGUCACCUUCGUCACUCUUCGGUUCAUCAUCGGGGCGACGAUGAACGGCUUUCUCUACUCGGGCAUCGUUAUCGGUACGGAGGUGGUCCACACGUCCAUGCGCACCCUGUUCGGCAUGUCCGUACCCUUCACCAUGGUGAUCAGCUACAUCCUGCUCGGUGUGCUGGCCUACUUUUUCCGCGACUGGCGGACCCUGCAGCUCGCCAUGUCCAUCCCGCUCGUCCUCUUCGUGUCCUACUGGUGGUUGGCGCCCGAGUCUCCCCGCUGGCUACUGACCAAUCGCAAGUCAGAGGAGGCGAAGGCUGUCAUCAGGAAGGCGGCAAAACAAAAUGGCGUCGACAUCCCGGAGAAAAUCUACGAACUCAUCGACGAAGCCGGGGGAAAGGGUUCAGAUCCGCAUGACUGUGGACCAAGGACCUACACCAUGCUGGACCUGCUUCGCACGCCCAAACUGAGGGCCACAACCAUACUGAUAUCCACAAACUGGUUCGUCCUCUCUGCAGUCUACUAUGGUCUAUGCGUGGGAACCGCAGCUUUGGCGGGGGACCACUACGUCAACUUCAUCACCAGCGCAUGCGUGGAACUAGUGGGCGUGUUUGUGGCGUGGUUCACUAUGGAGCGGUGCGGGAGGAAGCUGCCCUCCGUGGUCUUCAUGCUGCUAGGCGGCUGCGCAUGCGCCGCAACUGCUGCUGUACCGCAUACGCACGAGAUGAUCUCUACCGUGCUGGCCAUGGUGGGGAGGUUCGGCAUCAGCGUCAGCUUCAACGUGUUCUACGUGUACUCUGCAGAGGUCUUCCCUACUGUCGUAAGAAACAUGGGUCUGGGCGUGGCCACCAUGUUGGCGCGGGUGGGCGGCAUCAUCGCGCCGUUCGUGUACCUGCUGGCGGACACCUGGCGGCCCCUCCCCCUGCUCACCUUCGGCCUCGUCUCCAUCUUCUCCGGCCUCACCAUGCUCUCCAUGCCGGAAACGCUCGGCAAGCCGCUACCGAACACCAUCGCCUCGGUGGAAAACGUCAGCAAACCCCCUCCGCCCAUACUGGUACCGGACGGAGUGGUGCUCCCGGGCGACACAGACAAACCGCUUAUCAUCUUCCAGAAACUGACGGUGCUGUAAGGGGACACAAACACCCCCAUUACAAAAGCCCCCCACGUCACACAUUCAGAACCUUCUCCCGACCACCAACCAACCAACCAAGGUUGGCUGAAGUUCGGGUUCAGUCUGAUCAGAUUUAGGCCACGCCUACCUUUCUGUUCGAAUCGAAUAGAACUUAUUUGAGGUAAAUCUGAGUCAGAUUUGACCCCCCCUCCCGAACACUGCUGACCUAUUCCCGAUGACCAGCCAACUAUGGUCGAACCUCCCGUUAACACCCGAAUAGAGCCCAACCACAGCCGACCUUGUUCCCGACCUACAUCCUAUAACUGAGUUCAGCAGUGUUAGGGAAGCCAUAUUUGACUAUAUGUGACAGGAACUUAUGCUGAGGUCACA
Molecule: messenger RNA, 2205 nt
Organism: Branchiostoma belcheri (Belcher's lancelet)
Lineage: Eukaryota; Metazoa; Chordata; Leptocardii; Amphioxiformes; Branchiostomatidae
Product: organic cation transporter protein-like
Exons: 10
Coding region: 169-1833 (554 amino acids)
Biological process (GO): transmembrane transport
Cellular component (GO): membrane
Molecular function (GO): transmembrane transporter activity
Source: RefSeq, a predicted model, not a curated record